Malus domestica (apple) is the source of this 1991-nucleotide messenger RNA. Lineage: Eukaryota; Viridiplantae; Streptophyta; Magnoliopsida; Rosales; Rosaceae. The record is from RefSeq and is a predicted model, not a curated record.
UAGUAAUUUAGCGUAUUUCCGUACGCUAAGCUAGAGCUAUUAGAGUAUAGUUUGAAACUGAUCUGGGUAAUUAGAAUUGUUCUACUCGAAAUCUAGUAAAUCAUGAUUCAAGCUCUUCCCAAAAUCAUGUAAAUGGAUUCCAAGUAAACCAUGAACACACCAAUCCAAUUUUCCUUCCACCCAUCUCAGACCAUCCAAGUGAUUCCGUGUUUUCGAGCCCUGGUUCGGAUGCAGAUACUAUUGACAUUAGUGAUUGCAAUCAUCCUGUGCUCAAGUACAUAAGUGAUAUUCUUUUGGAAGAAGAUUUGGAGGGUAAGCCCUGCAUGUUGCAGGACUGCUUGACCCUCCAAGCUGCUGAGAAAUCUUUCUAUGAUGUUCUCAAUCCAAAGGGCCCUCCUUCGUCCAGUCAAUCCCCUCUUCCGAUGUACCAAAGCUUUGAAAACUCACAUGAUGAUUUCACACAGUGUUGUCAUAGUAGUAAUGGCCGUGUUGCUGCUAGGACACACUCGGUAUCGAGUUCAGAAGCCUCUCAUGUCCAAUCUUGUCCGGUUGAGUCUUCAUCGGAUGCAUAGGGAGGAUAGCGAUUAUACAGAAGAAGGGAGAAAAAAACAGUCAGCUGCCUCUAAUGAUGGCCCUGAGCCACAAGAAUUGUUUGAUGAGGUUUUGCUCUGUCAGGAUGCGGACCACGAGUUUAAGUCUUGUUUUCACGAUCAAUAUGUCAAAACUGAUGCAAGUGGGAAGUUGCAGUGCAACAAGCAACCGAAAGUUUCUAAAGCAGCACGCUCAAAGACAAAGCAUAAGAACAGGGAAGUAGUAGAUUUGUGCACAAUGCUGACUCAAUGCGCACAAGCUGUGGCAAACCAUGACCAGCGAACUGCGAGUGAACUAAUCAAGAAGAUAGGGCAGCACUCUUCUCCCAAUGGUGAUGCAACCGAGAGAUUAGCUUAUUACUUUGCUGACGCCCUAGAGGUACGCUUGGCUGGCUCCAGCACCCCCUCGUAUUCUCCUCUUUUAAGUACACAGACACCAGCUACCGAAAUCUUAAAAGCUCACCAGGUGUAUGUUACUUCAUGCCCUUUCAAGAAGAUGUUGUACUUCUUCGCCAAUAGAACAGUUAUCAAACUAGCAGAAAAUGCUACGAGGCUUCACAUAAUUGAUUUUGGUAUUUCUUAUGGUUUCCAAUGGUCAUGCCUUAUCCAACGCCUCUCUAAGAGACCUGGUGGACCUCCUAACCUUCGUAUCACAGCAAUUGAGCUCCCCCAACCAGGUUUUCGACCCACUGAAAGGGUUGAAGAGACAAUGCAUCGCCUAGAAAAAUAUGCUGAGAGAUUUGAUGUCCCAUUUGAGUAUACUGUGAUUGCUCAGAAAUGGGAAACUAUCCGAUUUGAGGAUCUUAAAGUUGACAAAUAUGAGAUGAUUGUUGUUAACUGUAUGCGCCGGUUAAGGCACAUACCCGAUGAAACAGUCGCGGUGAGCAGUCCAAGAGACACUGUCCUAAACUUGAUCGAGAAAAUAAAUCCAGACCUUUUCAUUCACGGAGUUGUCAAUGGGACAUACAAUUCCCCCUUCUUUGUCACGCGGUUCAGAGAGGCGUUCUUCCACUACUCUGCGUUGUCUGAUACGUUUGAGGCUACUAUUCCUCGCGAAGAUGAACAUCGUCUAAUGUUCGAAAAAGCAAUAUAUGGUAGAGAUAUAAUGAAUGUCAUAGCGUGCGAGGGACUAGAACGAGUUGAAAGGCCGGAGACAUACAAGUAUUGGCAGGUUAGGUAUCACCGGGCGGGGUUCAAGCAGGUGCCCCUGGACCAGGAGCUCUUGAAGAAAGUGAAAGCCAUGCUGAAGUUGAUGCGUUAUCAUAACGAUUUUCGAAUAGAUGAAGAUGGCCACUGGAUGCUGCAAGGAUGGAAAGGAAGAAUCAUCAUUGCUCUUUCUGCUUUGAAGCCUGCUUAGGAGUUUCACAGUGUGAUGCCUAAAAUUUGUACUCUCCUUGAAUU